AUGGUAGGUCACGAACGGCAUGUGGGCUCCGAAUUAAAAUUAUUUCUGCCCACGAAUAUAUGUCUCGUUACUGCUCCUCCUGCUCCUGCUCCUCACUCUGCUGUUCCUCCUCCUGCUCCUUAUUCUGCUGUUCCUCCUCCUGCUUCUACUCCGCGUACUGCUGCUCCUCCUCCUCCUCCUACUGCUGCUUUUCCAGAUGCUCCUCCUCUUCCUCCUGCUGCACUUCCUCUGGCUUCUCUUCCUCCUUCUGCUCCUCAUCUUGCUGCUCCUCCUCCUGCUGUUCCUCCUCGUCCUGCUCCUACUUCCGGUGCUCCCUUUUCUGCUGCUCCUCCUGCAGCACGAGGAGGAAAAGCACGUGGAGCAGCAGGAAGACAAGCAGCAUGCAGAAAGGAAGGAGAAAAUACCUCAUACGUUCUCCAUUCUAAAGGGCGACUGGGGAUUCAAUCUCCAAUCCCGGUG
Stegodyphus dumicola is the source of this 459-nucleotide messenger RNA. Its product is annotated as neural Wiskott-Aldrich syndrome protein-like. NCBI's taxonomy places the organism in Eukaryota, Metazoa, Arthropoda, Arachnida, Araneae, Eresidae. The record is from RefSeq and is a predicted model, not a curated record.